Messenger RNA from Saprolegnia diclina VS20, 1318 nucleotides. RefSeq lists its product as hypothetical. The transcript has 4 exons. The record is from RefSeq and is a predicted model, not a curated record. NCBI's taxonomy places the organism in Eukaryota, Oomycota, Saprolegniomycetes, Saprolegniales, Saprolegniaceae. Bases 1 to 1272 code for a protein of 423 amino acids. Gene Ontology annotation, molecular function: zinc ion binding.
AUGCGACACAGUUCAAACGCGGCCAAUUCGAUCGCCGUGAUGAGCCGGCAUGGCGAGGCAAUGCUGCCGCCCGCCGAAGCCCGCGCCAUCCAGGAAGCGCUCCUGUCCAGCAAGUACGGCGAGUUUCUCUGCAGCGUGUGCAGCAAGGUCGCGACGCUCAAGUGCUUGGCCUGUCGCGGCGCGUACUACUGCGCCAAGUGCGAGCGCAAAGAGCACAGUAAGAAGCACCGCCAUAGCGAGCCGGCCGCCGUCAUCCAUAGCAGAGCCUGCGACGUCUGCCACGCGUGCAAGCUCGAGCUCUACUGCGAGACGUGCACCAAGCACGUGUGCAUGACCUGCACUACGAGUCCAUGUACUUCGAGCGCGCCGCAUGCGCUAUUGCCCAUGAACGGGGCGCGCGGCUUGUGCUUGGCGGUCCUCGACUGGCCGCGCGACUUUGUCGCUGCCAUACAACGCGACACGGAAAAGUACGUGCCUGUCAAGGUCGAGAAGAAGGAGCCUAUUGUGACACCCGUCGCCUCUCCACCUGCACCAGCCCGCGUUGUCCAGCCAGCACCCGUGGCUCCUUCGCCCGCCCCUUUGGUUCCACCCGCCUCUUUGGUCCCACCAACGUUACCAGUGUCUUUAACGUCACCGACCGCCGAUGCGCCAUUAGCCGCAAGCGAUCCCGACACGCUGCCGCACAUUGGCUCGGACUCGAUGAAGAGUGCAAUGCUCGACAAGUACAACGCGGCGAACGCCGAAGUGAUUUCGCUCGAGGAGAAGAUCAAGGUGCUCGCGAAUCAAGUGCGGCUCGAGGUCAACAAGCAAGACAUGACGGUCGCGCUCUCGUACAACAAGCAGCGCAACGAGAUGCAGGUGGCGCUCGAGACGGUCUUGGAAGGCCGUGACGAGGCGCUCGCCCACCUCGUCGCGUUCAACCCGAUCCUGCAUGCGCAGUACCUAAACACACACGAUGCGACCAAGCCCGAGUACAAGCCCGUCGUUGCGACGCCGACCAUUGUGCAGCGCGUAGUGCCCGGAAAACACGCGCGCUGUGCGCGCCUCGAAGCCGAGAUUCUGGCCCUCGAGACGCAGCGCGUGCGUGCCAACGCUGAGAUCCACUUGGCGCUGGCGCAGGACGAGUUACGCGCGCUCGAGCCGCUCGGCCUCGAGAUUUCGGCGCUCGAGCGGCAAAUGGUGGCGCUUGACGCCGAGCGCAACAAGGAAUUUUUGCUGCUCACAGUCUUUAGCAAGCGGCUCCGCGACCGAAUCGGGACGCUCCACGCAUAAGAUGCAAGGUGAUUGUCGUCGUUCUCAGUCUUGAACUAGUACAUGG